GACCCUCUUCACCCACCGUAGACAGGGUGGGACCGGUGCCGAAGUUAAAGCGAGAUGAGGAAAUACAUUUGCGCUUUCCGUGUGGGUCUGGGGAACAGGUCAGUAUUGGACAUUUCUGAUGAGGACUGUAAGAGCUAUUGAAUCGUGUGAAGCUGGAAGAAGUUACACGGGUGGGUGUAAGCAUUUCUGGGGACACAUCUGACUGGAGACGGAGACUGAACAGAAGUUUAGAACAGACCUAGAACACACCAAGACAGAGCCUCCCUGUUGCCAGCUCUUUUCAGAGAACAGAAGAAAAUGCUCCAGGCUCAGCACAUCACACCAUUGAACAGCACGGUGCUGUUACAGGAAUGCCUGACAUUUCAUGAUGUGGCCGUAGACUUCACCUUAGAGGAGUGGCAGCUCCUGGACCCCAAUCAGAAGGACCUGUACAGGGACGUGAUGUUGGAGAACUACAGCAACCUGGUGUCAGUGGGGUAUCAAGCCAGCAAACCAGACACACUCUCCGGGUUGGAACGAGGGGAAGAACCGAGGGCAGUACAGGAUGAAAUGCACCAUGUGGUCUGCCUAGAACUCAGGAGAGUUGAUGAUCCUCUUCAGUGUCACUUGCAAAGUCAAAGCAUUCAGAAGAGUGUGGAACAAUGCCUUGAACAUAAUAUGUUUGCAAAUAUUGUUAAUCAGGGCCAAGGUCAUUUCAUAUUAAAGCAAAACUAUGAUAUGAUUAAGAUAAAUGAAAAACCUUUAAAAUCAAAUUUAAGUAUUAAAAACCUAAACAGCAGCUGUAAAUUAAAGGAUUCUACUGAGUUGAAUGGAGGUGGGACAUCCAUUCUGCAUGCUAACCAUGAACAAUUUUAUACUGAAAUCACAUUGCCUGUCAGUACUGAACCCAUCAAUAAUAAGUCUCAGCAACAGAGAACUCACAAUGUAGAGAAAGCCCACUUAUGCAUUCAGUGUGGGAAAGGCUUCAUAAAGAUGUCUGAGCUCACUGAUCAUCAGAGUUUUCAUACUAGAAACAAAGCUCACGGAUACAGUAUGUGUGGGAAAGCCUUCUCCAGAAAAUUGCGUCUCACUGAACAUCAGAGAAUUCAUACAAGUCUAAAACAGUAUAAAUGCUCUGAAUGUAACAAAACCUUUCUCAAAAUAUCACAGUUCACUAUACACCGGAAAACUCACCAGAAAGAGAAACGUUAUGCGUGUACUGAAUGUGGGAAAGCAUACAUCAAAAACUCUCUACUCAUCAGUCAUCAGCGAACUCAUACAGGAGAGAAACCCUAUGGAUGUAGUCUAUGUGGGAAGACCUUCUAUAUGAAGACUUACCUCAAAAAACAUGAGAAAACUCAUACAGGAGAGAAACCCUACAGAUGUAGUCUAUGUGGGAAGACUUUCUGUAGUAAGACUAAUCUCAAAACACAUGAGAAAACUCACACAGGAGAGAAACCUUAUACGUGCAGUGAAUGUGGAAAAGGCUUCAUCAAGAAAAGCCAUCUUAUUAUACAUCAUCGUACUCAUACUGGAGAGAAACCCUUUGUAUGCAGUGAAUGUGGUAAGACCUUCCAUAGAAAGACAAUUCUCACUGAACAUCAGAGAAUUCAUACAAGAUUAAAUCAGUAUAAAUGCACUAAAUGUGACAAAACCUUCCCCAAAAUAUCACAGUUCAAUAUACACCAGAAAACUCACAAGAAAGAGAAACGUCAUGCGUGUACUGAAUGUGGGAAAGCAUACAUCAAAAACUCUCUACUCAUCAGUCAUCAGCGAACUCAUACAGGAGAGAAACCCUAUGGAUGUAGUCUAUGUGGGAAGACCUUCUAUGUGAAAACUUACCUCAAAAAACAUGAGAAAACUCAUACAGGAGAGAAACCCUAUGGAUGUAGUUUAUGUGGGAAAACCUUCUGUAUGAAGACUUACCUCAAAAAACAUGAGAAAACUCACACAGGAGAGAAACCCUAUGGAUGUAGUCUAUGUGGGAAGACCUUCCAUAGAAAGACUUAUCUCAAAAAACAUGAGAAUACUCAUACAGGAGAGAAACCCUACAGAUGUAGUCUAUGUGGGAAGACUUUCUGUAGUAAGACUAAUCUCAAAACACAUGAGAAAACUCACACAGGAGAGAAACCUUAUACGUGCAGUGAAUGUGGAAAAGGCUUCGUCGAGAAGAGCUAUCUUAUUGUACAUCAUCGUACUCAUACUGGAGAGAAACCCUUUGUAUGCAGUGAAUGUGGUAAGACCUUCCAUAGGAAGAGAGUUCUCACUGUUCAUCAGAGAAUUCAUACAAGACUAAAUCAUUAUAAAUGCACUAAAUGUGACAAAACCUUCCCCAAAAUAUCACAGUUCAAUAUACACCAGAAAACUCACAAGAAAGAGAAACUGUAUGUGUGUACUGAAUGUGGGAAAGCAUACAUCAAAAACUCUCUACUCAUCAGUCAUCAGCGAACUCAUACAGGAGAGAAACCCUAUGGAUGUAGUCUAUGUGGGAAGACCUUCUAUAGAAAGACUUAUCUCAGAAAACAUGAGAAAACUCAUACGGGAGAGAAACCUUAUAAAUGCAAUGAAUGUGGAAAGGGUUUCUCACAGAAGAACAGGUUGACUGUACAUCAACGGAUUCAUACAGGAGAGAAACCUUAUAGAUGCAGUGAAUGUGGAAAAGGCUUCAUCGAUAAAAGCUAUCUUAUGGUACAUCAUCGUACUCAUACUGGAGAGAAACCCUUUGUAUGCAGUGAAUGUGGUAAGACCUUUCAUAGAAAGACAAGUCUCACUGCACAUCAGAGAAUUCAUACAAGACUAAAUCAGUAUGAAUGCACUGAACAUGACAGAACCUUCCCCAAAAUAUCACAGUUCACUAUACACCGGAAAACUCACCAGAAAGAGAAACGUUAUGUGUGUACUGAAUGUGGGAAAGCAUACAUCAAAAACUCUCUGCUCAUCAGUCAUCAGCGAACUCAUACAGGAGAGAAACCCUAUGGAUGUAGUCUAUGUGGGAAGACCUUCUAUAGAAAGGCUUAUCUCAAAAAACAUGAGAAAACUCAUACAGAAGAGAAAUCUUAUAAAUGCAGUGAAUGUGGAAAGGGUUUCCCAAAGAAGAACAGGUUGAUUGUACAUCAACGGACCCACACAGGAGAGAAACCGUAUAGAUGUAGUGAAUGUGGAAAAGGCUUCAUUGACAAGAGUUACCUUAUUGUACAUCAUCGUAUGCAUACUGGAGAGAAACCCUUUAUAUGCAGUGAAUGUGGUAAGAUCUUCUCUAGAAGUGUAAAUCUCACUAUACAUCAGAGAAUUCAUACAGGUCUAAAACAGUAUGAAUGCACUGAAUGUAACAAAACCUUCCCCAAAAUAUCACAGUUCAAUAUACACCGGAAAACUCACAAGAAAGAGAAACGUUAUACAUGUACUGAAUGUGGAAAAGCAUACAUCAAAAACUUUCUGCUCAUCAGUCAUCAGCGAACUCAUACAGGAGAGAAACCCUAUGGAUGUAGUCUAUGUGGAAAGACCUUCUAUAUGAAGACUUACCUCAAAAAACAUGAGAAAACUCACACAGGAGAGAAACCCUAUGGAUGUAGUCUAUGUGGGAAGACUUUCUGUAGUAAGCCUAAUCUCAAAACACAUGAGAAAACUCAUACAGGAGAGAAACCUUACAAAUGCAAUGAAUGUGGAAAGGGUUUCUCACAGAAGAACGGGUUGAUUGUGCAUCAAUGGACUCAUACAGGAGAGAAACCUUAUAGAUGCAAUGAAUGUGGAAAGGGUUUCUCACAGAAAAACAGGUUGAUUGUACAUCAACGGACUCAUACAGGAGAGAAACCUUAUAGAUGCAGUGAAUGUGGAAAAGGCUUCAUCGAGAAGAGCUAUCUUAUUGUACAUCAUCGUACUCAUACUGGAGAGAAACCCUUUGUAUUCAGUGAAUGUGGUAAGACAUUCCAUAGAAAGACAGUUAUCACUGUACAUCAGAAAACUCAUACAGGAGAGAAGCCCCAUGGAUGCAGUCUACACAGGAAAGGCUUUGGUAAAAAGUCUACCCUCAAAAUACAUGGGGAAACUCAUACAGGAGAGAAACCUUUUUUAUGCAAUGAAUAUGGGAAAGGCUUCUCAGUGAAGUUCUGCCUCAUCAGACAUCAGCAAAUUCACACAGAAGAGAAGCCCUAUGUGUGUAGUAUUUGUGGAAAAGGCUUAACCAUGAAGCAUGACCUCACUGUACAUCACCGAAGUCACAUGUCAGAAAAACCAUGUAUGUGAGAUGAAUUUGGAAAAGGCUUCACGGAAAAGUCAUCUAAUUGUACAUCAGCAAAUUUACAAGGAGAGAAACCCAAUCUAUGCACUGAAUGUGCACAAGUCUUCUGGGUGAAAAUGCAGCUGAUUGUACAUGAACAGACUCAUACAGAAACCUUGUAUAUAUAAUGAAUGUGGGGAAAGAUUGACAGCUAAGUGUAAUCUCAUCAGACAUCAGCUAAAACAUGGGAGAGAAGCCUUAUGUAUAUAGUGUGUGUAGAAAAGGCUUGACCAUGAACUGAUCUCACUUUAUAUUAGUGAACUCAUAAUUGAGAAAAAAACAUAUAUGCAAUGAAUGUGGGAAAGGCCUCACCAUGAAGAGUCAUUUAUUUUUUUAAUGAGUUUUAAUUGUAUUUUUUUCUAUUACCAUUUAGUCCCCUUAUACCUCCCUUCCCCCACCAGUCACCACACUGUUGUUCAUGUCAGUGAAUCCUUUUUCCUCAAUUCCACCACCCACUACACUCCCCCUUUAGCUGUGAUCCUGCUUUCUAUGAGUCUGCCUCUAUUUUGCUUGUUUUUUUUUUCAGUUCAUUAGAUUCUACAUAUGAGUGAAAUCAUAUGGUAUUUGUCUUUCUCUGACUAGCUUAUUUCACUUAGCACAAUGAU
Messenger RNA from Phyllostomus hastatus (greater spear-nosed bat), 4860 nucleotides. RefSeq names its product zinc finger protein 615-like. Gene Ontology annotation, molecular function: DNA-binding transcription activator activity, RNA polymerase II-specific; RNA polymerase II cis-regulatory region sequence-specific DNA binding. Gene Ontology annotation, biological process: regulation of transcription by RNA polymerase II. Lineage: Eukaryota; Metazoa; Chordata; Mammalia; Chiroptera; Phyllostomidae. The record is from RefSeq and is a predicted model, not a curated record. Gene Ontology annotation, cellular component: nucleus.